CUAUUUGCUCCUACGGGCUGUAGAUGGAGCUGUCCGGCCCGGGCGAGGGGGAAGGCGCCUGGAAAACGUUCUUCUUCUCCCUGGCCGGCCCGAACCGGGAACAGCACUCCCAGGAUGCAGUUUGUGUCAACACGGCCGCAGCCUCAGCAGCUGGGCAUCCAGGGCCUGGGGCUGGACAGCGGGAGCUGGAGCUGGGCCCAGGCUCUGCCCCCGGAGGAGGUCUGCCACCAGGAGCCGGCGCUGCGCGGGGAAAUGGCCGAGGGAAUGCCGCCCAUGCAGGCUCAGGAAUGGGACAUGGAUGCCCGGCGGCCAAUGCCUUUUCAGUUUCCGCCCUUCCCAGAUAGGGCACCUGUUUUCCCUGACCGCAUGAUGCGAGAGCCCCAGUUGCCCACAGCAGAGAUCUCUCUCUGGACCGUGGUAGCUGCCAUUCAGGCUGUGGAGAGAAAGGUGGAUGCCCAGGCCAGCCAACUGUUGAACCUGGAGGGACGUACUGGGACUGCUGAGAAGAAGCUGGCCGACUGCGAGAAGACGGCUGUGGAGUUCGGGAAUCACAUGGAGAGCAAGUGGGCUGUGCUGGGGACUCUGCUGCAGGAGUACGGGCUGCUGCAGAGGCGGCUGGAGAACUUGGAGAACCUGCUGCGCAACAGGAACUUCUGGGUCUUACGGCUGCCCCCGGGCAGCAAGGGGGAGGCCCCCAAGGUUCCAGUGACUUUUGUCGACAUUGCUGUUUACUUCUCUGAAGAUGAGUGGAAGAACUUGGAUGAAUGGCAGAAGGAGCUUUAUAACAACCUUGUCAAGGAGAACUACAAAACUCUGAUGUCCCUGGACGCAGAGGGCCCAGUGCCCAAGCCAGAUGCCCCAGCCCAGGUUGAGCCCAGAGAAGAGCCUUGUGUGUGGGAGCAACGCCACACUGAAGAGAGAGAAAUCCCAGUGGCUCCAGACACAGGAGCAGAGCCCCUGGUGCCUGCACAGGAUGCGUCCUCCCAGGUGAAACGUGAGGAAGCCCUGUGUGUCCGAGGUCAGCGGGGCCUGGAGGAAAGAGCCAUCCCAACGGAAUCCAUUACCGACUCGCCGAUUUCUGCCCAGGACCUCUUGUCUCGGAUUAAACAGGAAGAGCACCAGUGUGUGUGGGAUCAGCAGGAUUUGGCAGACAGAGAUAUUCCCACAGACCCCAAUUCAGAGUCUCUCAUCUCAGCACAUGACAUUUUGUCAUGGAUCAAGCAGGAGGAGCAACCGUACUCAUGGGGUCCACGUGACUCAAUGGAAGGAGAUCUUGGAUUAGACUCUGGCCCCAGUAAGUAAUGCACCCACUGGGACCCCUGGGUAUCUCCUCUGUAGUAGAACAGCUAAGGCCUGAUUUGAGGGCUGAUUGCUUGCCUCAGCCUACCCCUUGUAGGGUGAUGUUCUGCCAGUGGCAACCUUU
Carlito syrichta (Philippine tarsier) is the source of this 1423-nucleotide messenger RNA. RefSeq names its product zinc finger protein 282 (gene ZNF282). The coding region runs from base 115 to 1302 and encodes 395 amino acids. Gene Ontology annotation, biological process: regulation of DNA-templated transcription. NCBI's taxonomy places the organism in Eukaryota, Metazoa, Chordata, Mammalia, Primates, Tarsiidae. The record is from RefSeq and is a predicted model, not a curated record. The transcript is spliced from 7 exons.